CUUUCGUUUGAUAACACCGAGGCGGUAAAUUCGAAAACAGUCUCAAUUCAUCUUCUAUGCUACAGACGACAGUUCAGCUUCGAUAGUCAUCGCGGACGGUUCUGCCUUUCUUGUGACCUCCCAACCAAUGGUCUUACAUUCAUCUCAAAAGCAGUCGAAAAGUGAUCGUAACACUAAACAUGCAAAAAGUAUGUUUUGGUUUCCUCAUAUAUGGAUUUCUACUGUCACUGUCAUUUGGAUAUGAAAUAUUCAAAAGAUUUUCAAGCUGUGGCGUCAAUGAGAACUGUGCAAAGCUGAAAGAAUGCCCAACCUUGAAUAUCUUUCUGCAAUCGGUGGAACUCAGCUAUUCCCGAGAACAAAUAUUACGGAAUAGACAAUGUGGUUAUAAUAAAUACUGCUGCCCAAAAAAAGGCUAUCGACCCAAUGAGCAAUGCAUCAUGCUUGAUGAGUGCCUUCAGUUGAAUGGCCAAACAGGGACGAUGGCUGUUGUGGAAUCAUUUAUAAACCGCAUAUGUGAUAUAAAUCUGUCACAGAAAGACUUGCUCAAAAGAAUCUACGUAUACUGUCAAGGACAAGGUCCACAGUACAGUCCUUGCAAAUCCGAUGAGAUGUGUCAAAGCAUCGAAAGCUGCGGCACUUUGUCGCGCAUUCUGCGAUCCCAUAAUUCUGAAAAGGCCAUUGAAAUAAAAAAGGAAAGGCGAUGUGGCAGAAAUACUUACUGCUGCCCAAAGCAGGUAUAUCCAGAGUGUCACCCCAAUGAAAAAUGCAUCCGUUUGAACAAGUGCCAUGAGAUCAAUAAUAUUUCAAAGCGACAUGGGCCCAAUUCGGUUCGUGACAGAUUGUGUGCUAUCGAUACCAGAAAGAAAGAUUUCGGGAAGCGCUUCUACACGUGCUGCCCUGAACCAGGUAACGUUCUGCCAUCUUCCUGUGGACAAGCCCCUCUAGCCGACCGAAUGGCAUAUGGCAGAGUGGCUCAGCAAAACCAAUAUCCUUGGAUGGCCAUGCUUAUCUACGAGAACCGGAAACUUCCAUAUCCAAACAGCAAGUCCAUCUGUGGGGGCUCGCUGAUCAACUCACGCUACGUGGUGACCGCUGCCCACUGUGUGGUCAAGGGUAAGAGUGUGGACUACGACUUGGUGCUCAGGAGAGUGCGGCUGGGCGAGCAUGACACCACAACCAAUCCAGAUUGCAAAUUUGAUGGACGACACUGCGCUGCUCCGUUUGUGGAGAUCGACGUGGGGUCUUUCAAUGUCCAUGAAGCCUACUUUAACACCUCGAGGUUUGAUAGCGAUAUCGCCUUGAUUCGCCUUAAAGUGCCAGUUCGAGAAGUUCAACCGAUUUGUGUGCCAAAAGCCCCUAUCCCCUUAAUAGAUAAACCAUUGGAAAUCGCCGGUUGGGGCAAAAUGAAAAACGAACUACCUAGUCCGGUGUUGUUGCACAACACAAUUUGGGAAAGCUUGUACUACUGCCAAGGAAUGAUGUCGGAGUUCCUCACGAAAUCACAAAUCUGCGCUGGUAGUCCCAGCGGAAAAGAUGCCUGUAUGGGCGAUUCCGGAGGUCCUUUGAUGGUAACCCUUGGACAUGGCAACGGGGAAUUCGUAUAUCUGGCCGGUAUCAUUUCAUAUGGAUAUGGGCCUUGUGGAGGAGGGAGAUCUUCAGGUGCCUACACAAAGACUGGAGCGUUUUUCAAUUGGAUAGAAACAAACUUGAAGCCUUAGUUUAUUAUAUGGGACCACAUAACAAACAAGGUUUUGUUUAUUAUGUGUAUUUUAUUUACAUAUAUAAGAUAAUUAUUAAAAAUUCAAAGAAUGAGGCACGAUAGCCAAGUAUGCACGCAGAUAUAACCAUUAUGUUUUAUUUU
Drosophila teissieri is the source of this 1861-nucleotide messenger RNA. RefSeq names its product spaetzle-processing enzyme-like. Gene Ontology annotation, biological process: proteolysis. Bases 180 to 1718 code for a protein of 512 amino acids. The transcript is spliced from 7 exons. The record is from RefSeq and is a predicted model, not a curated record. Gene Ontology annotation, molecular function: serine-type endopeptidase activity. Lineage: Eukaryota; Metazoa; Arthropoda; Insecta; Diptera; Drosophilidae.